UUCGCUCACAAAUGAAAAAUCGAAGUGUAAAGUAACAGAACAGAGCGAGAAGAAAAUCAGGAGCCAAAAAUUUCAGCAAACAAUUUUGUAGAAACCAGAGAGAGAGAGAGAGAGAGAGAGAGAGAGAGAGAGAAUUCUCUCUCAAUCUACUUCCGAUUCUCGGAUUCUGAUGUUUGUGAAAUACUUCGUCUGAUACAUAGAUAUAUCUAGAUUGAUUGAUUUACAGUUUUUUGGUGAUGGCGUGGUGUAUAAAGAGUGUGAAUAGAUCGGCGUCGUCGGCGUUCUCGCCGGACGGUGUGUACAUGGCGGCGGGGACUAUGGCGGGGGCGGUGGAUCUGCAGUUUAGCUCCUCCGCUAAUUUGGAUAUAUUCGAGCUCGAUUUUGUGUCGGAUGAUCGGCAGCUGAUCUUGGGGCCCGCGAAUUCUGAGGAGUAUUCGCUUGGCCUCAUUGCUGGUGGCCUCGUUGAUGGAAAUAUUGGUCUCUGGAAUCCUAAGCCUCUGAUCUCCCCACAUAAUAAGGGUUCUGAUACAAGUGAGAAUGCUUUUGUUGCGAGUCUUUCUAGACACAGAGGGCCUGUUCGUGGCUUAGAGUUCAAUUCUCUUUCUCCAAAUCUUCUUGCCUCUGGGGCUGAUGAAGGUGAUAUUUGUAUAUGGGAUGUAUCCAAACCAUCAGAGCCAAGUCAUUUUCCGCCGCUCAAGGCUACUGGUUCUGCAACACAAGGUGAAAUUUCCUUUUUGUCGUGGAAUAGCAAGGUUCAGCAUAUACUGGCCUCCACUUCAUAUAAUGGGACAACUGUGGUGUGGGAUCUGAAGAAGCAAAAGCCAGUAAUAAGUUUCUCUGAUUCAGUUAGAAGGAGAUGCUCUGUUUUGCAGUGGAACCCAGAUGUUGCUACUCAACUCAUUGUUGCUUCAGAUGAAGACAAUUCACCUUCUCUCAGGCUGUGGGAUAUGCGGAAUAUAAUGUCUCCAGUGAAAGAGUUUGUAGGGCACACCAAAGGUGUCAUUGCGAUGUCAUGGUGCCCUAUUGACAGCUCUUAUCUGCUUACCUGUGCCAAAGAUAACCGUACUAUUUGCUGGGACACAUCAUCUGGAGAGAUUGUUGCUGAAUUACCUGCUGGAACGAACUGGAAUUUCGAUGUGCAUUGGUAUUCUAAAGUUCCCGGAGUCAUAUCAGCAUCUUCAUUUGAUGGGAAAAUUGGCAUUUAUAAUGUAGAGGGUUGUGGUCGUUAUGGUCUUGGAGAGAGUCAAUUUGGUUCAGCAUCAUUCAGGGCCCCAAAGUGGUACAGUUGUAAAGCCGGAGUAACAUUUGGUUUCGGAGGCAAACUUGUUUCUUUUCACUCUACUGAAUCUCGAGCUGGAUCUUCGGAGGUCUAUGUGCACAACUUAGCUGCGGAACAUGGUUUGGCAAGUCGAUCUUCUGAAUUUGAAGCUGCACUAAAAAAUGGUGACAAAUUGGCGCUAAAACUUUUGUGUGAAAGGAAAUCUCAAGAAUCUGAAUCUGAUGAGGAGAGGGAAACAUGGGGCUUCAUGAAAGUUAUGUUUACCGAGGAUGGGACUGCAAGGUCCAAGCUUCUCUCUCAUCUUGGUUUCGUUCUGCCUGCUGAAGAAAAUGGCAUAAAUAAAGAAGUCUCGGAGCAAUUGAAUGCUCUUGGUCUUGAUGAGAGACUGACUGAUAAAGAAGGAUCUUCUGGAAACAAAGAAUCUACCUUAUAUGCAACUGACAAUGGAGAAGAUUUCUUCAACAACCUUCCCAGUCCCAGGGCAGAUACCCCCUCUUCAACUUCCAAGAAUGAAUUUACUGUUCCCGACUCGGUAAAGGAGUCCAAACAAGAAAUAAAUGACCAAGAGGAGGCUUCUGAUCCUUCAUUUGAUGAUGCUGUACAACGUGCUUUGGUUGUUGGGGACUACAAGGGCACAGUUGCACAAUGCAUUUCAGCAAAUAGAUGGGCAGAUGCUCUGGUCAUUGCCCAUGUUGGUAGUGCUGCCUUGUGGGAGCGCACACGUGAUCAGUUCCUCAAGACAAGUCAUUCUCCAUACCUAAAGGUUGUUUCUGCCAUGGUAAACAAUGACCUCAUGAGUUUAGCGAACACAAGGCCCCUAAAAUCAUGGAAGGAAACACUUGCUCUCUUUUGCACUUUUGCACAGUCAGAUGAGUGGACUCUAUUAUGUGACACUCUUGCUACAAGACUCAUGGCCGCUAAUGAUACGGCUGCGGCAACACUGUGUUAUAUAUGUGCUGGAAAUAUUGAUAAAGCAGUGGAAAUGUGGUCAAAGAAUCUUACAACAGAGCAUGACAGAAAACCCUAUGUAGACCGCCUCCAGGAUUUAAUGGAGAAGACUAUUGUCUUUGCUUUGGCUACUGGGCAGAAGCGAUUUAGCACUUCAUUAUGUAAGUUAGUUGAGAAAUAUGCUGAAAUAUUAGCAAGUCAAGGGCUUUUAACUACAGCGAUGGAGUACUUAAAUCUUCUGGGAACCGAAGAAUUGUCUACUGAACUUAUGAUCUUACGUGAUCGUAUAGCUCUUUCAACUCAGGCAGAUAAAGAGAUUGAGAAGACUAUUGCUUAUGACAAUACUCACCUACGAAGUGGAUCUCCAUAUAGUGCUGAUCAAUCAGGUUAUGGUGUUACUGAUGCCUCUCAGCGUGGUUAUUAUCCAGAUGCGGCACCACCAUCCCAGACACAACCGACUGUCCCAAGCAGUCCCUAUACUGAAAAUUAUCAGCAGCCAUCUGCUGUUCCGUUUGGCAGGGGUUACAAUGCUCCUCCCACAUUUCCACAAGCUAGUACACAGCCUUCCCUAUUUGUUCCUUCUCCGGCAGUUCCACCUCCAAUGGGAAACUUUCCUCCACCUCCUGUUCAUUCCCAGCCUCCUGCGAAAUUUGUUCCUGCAAACCCUCCUAUGUUGAAGAACUUGGAGCAAUAUCAGCAGCCAUCAUCUUUGGGUUCUCAGUUAUAUCCAGGUGCUGCUAACUCUAACUAUCAAGCUGGUCCUCCGGGGGUUGCUGCAUACGGUGCUACCUCAUCUCAAGUUGGUCCAACUCCCAGGCAAAUGAUGCCCCAGGUCUUGGCUCCUACUCCAACACCAAGAGGUUUCAUGCCAGUCAAUAGUUCAGGGGUUCAAAGACCAGGGAUGAACCCAAUGCAACCUCCUAGUCCUACUCAGCCUGCUCCAGUGCAACCACCUUUUACUCCUGCUGCUCCCCCACCAACUGUGCAGACAGUUGAUACUUCAAAAGUACCUGCACAACAGAAGCCUGUAAUUGCAACUUUAACAAGACUAUUUAACGAGACAAGUGAGGCAUUAGGAGGAUCACGAGCAAAUCCAGCUAAGAAGCGGGAAAUAGAGGACAACUCAAAGAAGCUAGGUGCCUUGUUUGCGAAACUCAAUAGUGGAGACAUAUCUAAAAAUGCAGCAGAAAAGCUUGUACAACUCUGUCAGGCACUAGACAAUGGUGAUUUCGGUACUGCCCUUCAAAUUCAGGUGCUUCUCACGACAAGUGAUUGGGAUGAAUGCAAUUUUUGGUUGGCAACACUCAAAAGAAUGAUCAAGACCAGACAGAAUUUAAGAUAAAUUAUUAGAUCAACUCCUCAACUUGCAAAACUUCUCGUUAGCGCCAACUUUUAGUUGCGGAAUCAUGUUUAACCAAACAUUUGUACACAAGAACUGACAGCCAUUCCCAUAGGGCAUGCAGGUUUUGGUUUUACCUUUAUCCUUCUCUUUUACCCCAUGCUUUAACUUCAUCCAAUUUCUUGAGAGCAGUUUGAGAAAGGUAGUAGCGAGGACAGUCAUGUGAUGGUUGGGUUAAGAUAUGUAUACAUCUUUAUCUUUAGCAUGCACUGUUGUAAUGUCUCCCAAAAGUCCGGCUUUCAGAACUUCACGUAUCAAUUUGAGUGAGGCCGUUAGAUUGUACUGUUGAUUAGAUCAAUAAAAACUUCCCUUCUUUUAUGUUUA
Messenger RNA from Sesamum indicum (sesame), 3950 nucleotides. RefSeq names its product protein transport protein SEC31 homolog B. Gene Ontology annotation, biological process: endoplasmic reticulum to Golgi vesicle-mediated transport; endoplasmic reticulum organization; COPII-coated vesicle cargo loading. Lineage: Eukaryota; Viridiplantae; Streptophyta; Magnoliopsida; Lamiales; Pedaliaceae. The record is from RefSeq and is a predicted model, not a curated record. Gene Ontology annotation, molecular function: protein binding; structural molecule activity. Gene Ontology annotation, cellular component: endoplasmic reticulum exit site; COPII vesicle coat.